UUCAUAAAUAGGAAAUUAGGUAAUAAGCAUACUGCUGUAGGAGAUGGGGGAAGCGUCUUCCAUGCAAAGGAAGAAAGCAAACUCCAGCUGUAGAAUCCAUUCCGUUUUCAUCUCAGUUCCAUAUCUAGCAACAAAUUUACUAGCAACCUAUGCAAAACACAGAUUGCCGGGAGACAUUUGCCCCCAUCAAUUGGCAGCUCCCCCCCUAAAAACCAAGUAAACUUAAAAGAUAUUACAGAAUGCUGAUAUAAGCCCUGGUGAUUUCAGAUAUUGACUUAAAAGAUUCCUCACAGAGAAUCUUUAAUACUGACUGCCUUCCUAUAAUGAAGGGAUCUCAAGGCUGAGCUCCUCCAGAUAGUAUAACUGUGGCAAUGGUGCACUUUAUUAUAAAUGCUUAUCAUUCUAGACCUAAAUUAUGUACCAUACAGGAAAUAAAACUUAAAACCAAGUCCUGAAAAGAAAUAUAGGGGAGGAGGAAAUAUAAGAAAAAAGUUUCAAAAGUGAUUAAAAUGGUGUAGGAUAGAUUCAGUCCCUGAGAUUUCUGUAACUUGGAGCCAUCACAGAAUUAUGUGAUUAUGUCAGUUUAAUGCAUUGUGUUGGAAGCUGCCAAAUUUAUGUUCUGACUCUCAAGAAGUGCUGUCCAUCCACAAAUGACUACUGGGAGUGAAUGGUGGGAACAGAGGAUCAACAUCUGUAUUAAAAAAAAUUCUUUAAUUAGGGCCCGUGUGUGAAUUUAGGUACUGUAUUUAAGGCAUUAGUUAAAGCUUUUAAAUUAGGCAUAUGACCAAUAAGAUCCUCUAAACUGAUGAACAGUGAAGUGUUGGUCAUAGAGGCUCCCAUAAUAUUAGAAAUAAAAACGUGCUUCCUAGUUAUGGUGUUGAAUCUCUUCUGAACAAUGAGCAUGCCCUUUUGAGUUACUUUGACCUUCUUUCUCUAUUUCUGUUCAUCAUUUCAAUUGUCAGUUACCAGUAACGGCUAUUCGGGUUACACUGCUUGCUCAGCAAUGCAAUUUCCUUUAAGUUUUUUCUUUCAAGGAAGUGAAACUACUGCAGUGCAGUUUUUGCACUUGAACAUGCCAAGUGAAAUGGAGUGACUGGGGCUGAAGAGAGAAGUACCUGAGAGAAAUUGCUUUUGCAAAAAUACUCUUCUUCUGUAGUGUCAGAAGGAAAAAUCUUUAAAUCUGUAUCAGUGUGUCAGUUUAGGAAGUGUAGCAGGUUACCAUGAUAUAGUGUGUACUGGAUUCAGUUUAACAUACCAGGUACCCAGGCUAGUCUUUGCCUUAUGUACUUUGUGUGUCUACAUGAAACUUGAUUGGUAUCACUACAUUAACAACUGUAGUUCUGCUCGUUGACGAAGAUGGCCACAGAUGUCUUCAAUUCCAAAAGCUUGGCCAUUCAGGCCCAGAAGAAGAUUCUUGGCAAAAUGGUGUCUAAAUCAAUAGCAACUACCUUGAUAGAUGAUACCAGCAGUGAUGUUUUGGAUGAGCUCUACAGGGUCACAAGGGAAUACAUUCAAAACAAGAAGGAUGCAGAGAAGAUCAUUAAAAAUCUCAUUAAAACAGUCAUCAAGUUAGCAAUUCUCUAUAGGAAUAACCAGUUUAACCAGGAUGAAAUAGCACUGAUGGAAAAGUUCAAGAAAAAGGUUCAUCAACUGGCCAAAACAGUGGUCAGUUUCCAUCAAGUGGAUUAUACCUUUGACAGAAAUUUCUUGUCCAAACUGUUGAAUGACUGUAGAGAUCUACUUCAUCAAAUCAUCCAGCGCCACCUGACUGUAAAAUCACAUGGACGUGUCGACAAUGUGUUUGAUCACUUCUCUGAUUGUGAAUUCUUGGCUGCCUUGUACAAUCCUUUCGGACCUUAUAAACUCCACUUGCAAAAACUCUGUGAUGGUGUCAAUAAAAUGCUUGAUGAAGGGAACAUAUAAGUACUUGCAUUAAGGUUGACUGUUAUUAUUAGUUGAUGGAAUGUGGCUGAUUUAUGAAGGAAUAAGGGAAGCCCAAAAGUAGUUACUUAAGUAUGACAGGUGCUUCAAAAAGGUCUUUACCAAAUUGAAUCCUUAUUAUGAGCCAGCCUCUGCUAUUCCUAGUCCAUCUAGAACAAAGACUUCAAAUGAUACUGCUUUAUUGUGCUUUGCCUAAGAAAACAGCUGGAGAAAAGGUUAAAGAACAGAACUGAAGAGGAAGACUUGUAACAAAAUGAAAUAAUGUGUUAUCAUAUGAUACGAGUUAUGGUUUCUGUGUGUUGAGAACAUAUUAAAUCAUCAGAAGGCCAUUUUUUGUAACAGACUAGUAUGGUGAUGGUACACCAUGUAAUGUCUUUAAUUUACAUAUAAAAUAUAUAGUCGAUUCAUUUUAUAUUCACAUGUGCUCUAUGUAUUUGCGUAGAUCACAGCUUUCUAGUGCUGCUUUUUUGAAGAAUUCAGUUUUACAGUUUUCAUAACAGUGAUGUGGAGUUUGAGCUGUUUUGUUAAUAUGCAGUCUAGUGAUUACAAAAAAAAAUUAUAUUUGAAAACCUGGCAAGUGACCCUUACAGAUCGCCUCUGGUGCCUUUUAAGCUUUGAUCAUUUUGGGAACAGUAAAUUACAGUAAAACAGCCUGACUAGGAAAAUGUAGUCCCUAGAAAAUACCUGUACUAUAUAUCAUUUUAUUUUGAAAACUAAGUCUCUAGUUGAAAGCUGAAUUACAAUACAGUAAAUUAGUUAUGCAGUUAAUUAAUACCCUGGAGGGUCUGGCUACUAAAUCUCCAAUCUCUUCUGAAACCAUAAGAGUCAGUGUAUAGGAUUCUGUAUAUAGUAAUGUGAAUUCAGGAAACAAACAUCUGAAAAAGAAAGAAAUUUCAAACCAAUUUGCUUUGUGUACAGUCAAUGUAAAAGCAGAAGUGAGUGAGUUUAUGGUAUUUUGUUGGGAUACAUGCUAUUUAAAUAAUAGAGAAAUGUCAUUUUUAAUACAGUAGCUUAAGUUAAAGAUUUGUAUCUAGCUCCCUCUCCUUCACCCCACCCCCUGGAAAAAAGGACUUUUCAGACACAGUAAUGUGCUUCAAAACAUAAAGCUAUUGCAUUUCAAACACCCGAAAAGUUUUUUAGGAAGCCUGUGAAGAACUUUUGUGGUUUAUUUAAUUGCCAAAAUGUUGCUGUUUGCUAUGUCUUUUGUUUCAUGAGUAAGCCAAAGAUUUGCACUCUAUACUUUGUGCAUGUUUUAUUCUGUUAUAUAUUAAAUUAUAGAAAGAAAGUGCGAGACAAUGGGUAGACCAGAACAAUCUUUCAUAUAUGGCCUCCCUAUUAUUUCUAGUUUUUUCUAGAAUGGAAGAACAAUUCAGUCUUCACAUUAAUUCUAUCACUGUACUCUGAUUUUUUUUUUCUUUUUUUAAAGAAGUCUGUCAAAUAUGGGUGGGGUUUUUUUUGAGGGAUGGGGCUGGAUUUGUGGAUUUAGACUGCCAGCUUCUUUUACAUAAGAGCCAGUGAUGAAGGGUUGAGGUCACAACCAUCUGAAGAACUUCUUUGCCAGCAGAUGCAAUCUUAGUGUCAAAUAUUUUUAACAUUGCACUUUGUCCAUCAUAGGUCAUUUUUGUUUAAUGAUGCAAUAACAUAAAGUUACUGUACUCGGUCAGUAAUGUUGUACAGUAAUUAUUUUGUAACUUUGCAGUUACAUUUUUUUUCUUUUCCCUCCAACUUUCUGUCUACUGAAAGGAGAAUGGGAAGAGUUGGUGACAUCUAGAAACCUGUGUUUAAUAUUUGUAAACUUAGGCUACAAACAGAUGUUGCAUUUGUCCCUGGACAAGUUGUGCCAGCGUUUGUCCCAGAACAAAAACAUCCUGGGAUUGACGUAUACAGAUUCAGAUAUCUGACCAACUGCGCUUUGUCCCAGAAUAAAAUGGUUACCUUGGGACAUGCAAUGUCUGUUUGUAGCCCUUGAGACUCUAUAUCUAUUGCUAGUUUUACCCACUCCUGCUCCAAAUGGCAUCAUUUUUAAUUAAUUUUAAGUCUACUUGCAAAGAGAAUGUGAUGGGUAUUUUAGAGCCAGGCAUACUAUAUACAUUCGAUAUGCAAACUUCUAUGCGUGGACUUUAGUCAGGACGUGAAACAUUCUGGUUAUUCAAUUUUGAGGUUUCCCUUGAGCAGAAAUAGGUUUAAAAAUGCUUUUGUUAUAGGGGGAACAAAUGUCCAAAAGUCCGUGAACCUGAACCAUUAUCUAGCAAUAUGUUUGCUUCUUCAAAUAGGCUAAACUGAUGAUGAAUACUAGAAGUUUGAGAGCUAUAAGAUAUCACAUCUAGUUGGCAACUUUGACAUGUUCUUCCAGGCUGCGAAAGAAUAACUAGCAUUCUUGUACAACUAUAAAGAAGGGACUUUCAUGAAAAUGAGUUUAAACAAUUUGAUCACAGAUCACCAAAGGUCUAAUUUUGUAGAGAUUAUGAAAUGGUACAUGCACUGAGCUAUCUAACUUUAUAGUUCAUUUAUUUUUACUAUGUAAACUAUUUAUAAUGAGCAGAGUUUGAAAAUAAAUUGACUUAAUGGC
This is a messenger RNA of Alligator sinensis (Chinese alligator), 4510 nucleotides long. It is a transcript of the gene TNFAIP8, whose product is annotated as TNF alpha induced protein 8. NCBI's taxonomy places the organism in Eukaryota, Metazoa, Chordata, Crocodylia, Alligatoridae. The transcript is spliced from 2 exons. The coding region runs from base 1357 to 1923 and encodes 188 amino acids. The record is from RefSeq and is a predicted model, not a curated record. Gene Ontology annotation, biological process: regulation of apoptotic process. Gene Ontology annotation, molecular function: cysteine-type endopeptidase inhibitor activity involved in apoptotic process. Gene Ontology annotation, cellular component: cytoplasm.